This is a messenger RNA of Athalia rosae (coleseed sawfly), 3702 nucleotides long. Its product is annotated as transmembrane protein 104 homolog. NCBI's taxonomy places the organism in Eukaryota, Metazoa, Arthropoda, Insecta, Hymenoptera, Athaliidae. The record is from RefSeq and is a predicted model, not a curated record. Bases 310 to 1815 code for a protein of 501 amino acids. The transcript has 6 exons.
GGGAAGAAAUUAAACGAAAAUAAGUAAUAAUAAGUCAUAUCAAUAGCCAUAGAAUCAUACAGCAUGGUACUAUAAUUCAGUAUUUCAUUUUUGUUAUGGAAAAAGAAUUGCUAGUUCGCUAGUUCCUACAACCGGUUGACACGUUCAGUGAGAGGGCGUAAGCUUACAAGACAUGUUGUUGACUGACAGCAUCAGACAGCAGCUGUUGGAUCCUUUGUUUUUAUACUGCACAAACUGCAAAUUCAGAUGACGCGGUCAUUGAAUUGCAGUAUCAUAAUCAAACGUUAACCGUUCAAUGCAAAUCUAAAUAUGCCCGAAGUGAACACUACCGACCAAUAUUCAACAUGGGUGGGGCUGAUAUAUAUUUUCAAUCUCAUCGUCGGCACAGGUGCUUUGACUCUUCCUGCUGUAUUCAGUCGAGCAGGAUGGGUAUUGGGUGUGAUACUUAUAUUGACAUUGGCUUUCAUAAGUUUCAUCACUGUCACUUUUGUAAUCGAGGCAAUGGCAUCUGCAAACGCAGUUUUGUCCUGGCAGCGAAUUCAGCAACGCAGACGUACCCUGUUGUCAACCGGAGAGUCAGCCCCAUCAAAUUCAGAUUCUGAAGACACUCCAUUGGUUCCGACAACACUUGGCAGUCCUGAGCGACACAGUGUGACCCACCGCUAUUAUGAUAUACAGGAGAAAAUAGAGAUGGGCGAAAUGGCAUCUAUAUUCUUUAGUAAAACGGGCCUCACAAUGUUUUAUUUAUGUUUUGCUAUAUAUUUAUAUGGUGAUUUGAGUAUCUACGGAGCGGCGGUAGCCAAAUCCCUUGCUGAUGUUGCCUGCACGUAUCAGCCUGCUAAUUUAACUUGCAACGACACCAUACCAGACACAGAAGCCUGCUGGGAAGGCUCUGAAACCAAUAGGCUAAAUGCUUACAGAAUAUUUCUAACAGUAUUUGUAGCUGUACUUGGUCCAUUCGUCUUCUUCAAUGUGCAGAAAACGAAAUACCUACAGCUCUUGACGUCGGUAAUGCGCUGGCUUGCAUUCACAAUUAUGAUUGUCUAUGCUGCAAGAAAACUCAUAGUCGAUGGACCGCAAGGUGAUACCUCGGCAGUCAACAUUGCCGGAGUUCCUGCUCUUUUCGGUGCGUGUGUAUACUCGUUCAUGUGUCAUCACUCUUUACCAUCGCUGGUAUCUCCGAUAGCCAACAAGUCAACAUUGAAUCGUUCGUUAUCCUUAGAUUACAUAUUGAUUGCGGUGUUUUACUUGCUUUUGGCGUUAACAGGCUCCUUUGCUUUUAAACAUUUGGACGACUUGUACACUCUUGAUUUUGGACCAAGGGGCUCCGGCGACUGUUCGAAAAGCGAUAACAUUUUUAUGAUAAUGCUUGAAUAUUUUCUUGCCUUAUUUCCAGUUUUUACUCUCAGUACGAGUUUUCCAAUAAUAGCUAUAACACUGAGAAAUAAUCUGCAAUCAUUAUUUUUAAACGAUAAAACUAAUUAUAAUUUUUGUAUUCGCAAAUUGAUCUUCCCAGUUAUGGCGGUAUUACCACCAUUCUUGAUUGCGUUGGCUACAAAAGAUUUGUCAAUAUUGGUUGGAAUUACAGGCUCUUACGCAGGUACAGGAAUUCAGUAUUUAAUUCCCACCUUUUUAGUUUACUCAGCAAGGCUCAAGACAAACGGAACCAUUGGGCCUGGUGUUUCCAACAAAUUUGCGAGUCCUUUUAAAUCGACAUAUUGGUUAGUAUUUGUAACAAUGUGGUCGAUAACCUGUAUGGCUUUGGUCUCGAUAAAUUUGAUCGAGAAAUAUAUUCUUGGAGUUACUUUCAUCUAGUUUAUAAAAAAAUUUCUUCAUAGCUUUCCAAGAUAAAAUUAUUUGUGUGAUAUAUUUUACAAUAAUUGUUUUUAAUAGUCUGAUUCUAUGUAGCUCCCAAUCGGUUAUCGAUUUAAUGUAAAGGGAAUACUCCUAAGAAAUAAGUUGAAUUCCCCCUAACUGGUGGAAAUUGUGGAUUUAGAAUCCAAAACAGGAAGAUAUUCAAAUAAUUAUUUCAUGAUUUAGUUUUUGAAAUUCUGCUUUUUACAAUUGCAUAGAUUUAUAGUUUUAUCUUGCAGGAUCAUGGUUUCUGCCAUACUUACAUAUUGCAGUUCAAAGUUCUAUGGUAAUUCUUUAACGUUUAGCUUUCAGAUCUCUUGUACUUAUUUCUGGAAGGACGUUAGAGAUAGGCAAUAGCAGAAUAUCUGGAAUUAGUAAGUAAAUUUCAAAUUUUUAGGCAGAAACAGGGGUUGCAUGAAUUAAAUUAAAUGUAUUUUGAGAGAAGUACCUUUUAAUCAACAAAGUACCUAAAUUAGACUGAAUUCAGAUUGCGUCUCUACCGGUAUAUUUUUGUAGUUGAUGAUGAAACCAAAGAAAACGACAGAGACAGAGCACUUAUUUAGUACUGUUGAUAGGCCAAGGUACUCAGUUUUUUUUUCAUCUUCUAUGAAUUACAUCCUGCCCAUAUUCCCUGUGAGGAGUCUUACAUAUUGAGAAUGGUUUGAAAUUCAAGAUCUGAGUUUAUAAUUUUCAGUUCUAGCGAUAAUACUGACAAUGAUAAUAAUAAUGUUAAUGACAACGAUAAUAAUUACAGUUACUCAUAUUGAUUUAGGAGAUGUAUUAGCAAUUUCUUAUCUCUUUUGAUUAGAUUUCAGCUUUAUUCGCAUCAGGGGGGAUGAAAUUUCUCCCUGUUCACAAAUGAUUACAAGAUUUUUUAUUUACAGAGUAGAAUGAUGUGUGCGGAAAUAUCCACAUAUCCCCGAGACAAUAGUAAAUGUGAUUUAUGGCAAUAAGGUAUUUAUAAAUCAACUGAAGAAAAAUUUACAGAUAAAAACUGAUAUUGCUAAUUAAACUUCUGGUAAGCGCAUAUUUUUUCAUUGGACAAUAUUUAUCAAGCGUCAUUCAUGAGUAUAGCAAUAUUAUUUUCCCUAACUAACAUUGUUUACAAUACUAUGCGAUGACAGUACAGGUAAUCAGUAUGUACACGCAAAUAAUCAACGAGAUGAUCUUUUUUGUCGCUCAUUCGAUACAGUAAGCAUUCUAGGUAUAUGAUCUUUCAUCAAUUAUUUUUAAAAACUUAAUUUAGGAGAUAGAAUAUUUUUUACAAGUCUGUUGUGAACGGUUAUCAUAAAAUUAUUAAUCGUUCAUCCAUUUUCUACACGCACAUAAUUCUUUUUGGUGUUAUUUAACCGAGGCCACCAAAGUGAUGAUUGAAUAGUAUUUUCCCCAAAGUGAUUUGUAAAAUUGUAAAAAAGAAGUCAUUUGAUUUUUAUAAUAUACUAUAAUAUAAUACUGAAUGCAUGGUUGUAACUUUGUUACUUGUUAUAUCCAUUAUAAAUUCUAUAGCGACAAUAUGUAAAUUUAUAGAAAUAAUAUGUGUCUUAUUAAUAUAUUUGGAUGUUGAAUUACUCUCUAAAAUGAUCGAUCCUUGAUUGAUUGAAGAUGAAGCGUAUACAACAUCGUUUGUCAGCUUCAUUCUAACAUGGGGUAUGGGUGUAAAAGUUUCAGAGGGUUUUAUAGUACUUGAAAAACAUUGAUAAUUACGUUAGCACAGCGAUAUGAAAUCCAAAAAUGAAGUGAAUGAAUUUCAAGUAAAUACAGGGUUUCAAGAUUUGGAGAAACGUUAAAGUUAGUGCCAAAAUAUUGUAAAUCUGUUGGAAAAUAAACCCUUUCGUAUUUCGAAAUGAA